AUGGCUACUGCUCAACCCACUCCCUUUGGGAAACCAAUGUUGAAACAUUGGCUCUUCGAUCCUUCAUACAAGAAUCUCAACCACGGUUCUUUCGGCGCACACCCAGCGCCUAUCCGCGAUGCACAACGUGCAUUCUUAGACAUCGCAGACCUGCGACCGGAUCCCUAUAUCCGAAAGCAACACACAAAGCUUCUCGAAAAAGCACGCCAGGGCGUGGCGACGAUCAUCAAUGCGCCCAAAGACGAAUGUGUCUUUGUGAAAAAUGCCACAACAGGCGUUGCGACCGUCCUAUAUAAUCUAAACUUCCAACCCAACGAAGCGCUCAUCUAUUUCGAACCCGUCUACGGAGCCGUGGAGAAAGGCAUCGUCUCCAUGCAAGAGCACAGCCCCUUCAAGGCCCGAAAAGUGAACUUUCACUAUCCCAUCACUCAGGACGAACUUGAACGCCGCUUUCGUGAAACGGUCACUCGCGCUCGAGCCGAAGGGCUGACCGUCCGCGCUGCGGUCUUCGAUGCUAUCGUCAGUAAUCCGGGUGUCCGCUUCCCCUUUGAAAAGUUCGUCGCCAUUUGUCGCGAAGAAGGUAUUCUGAGCGUGAUUGACGGUGCCCAUGGUAUUGGACAAAUUCCGCUAGACAUGAGUGUCCUUCAGCCUGACUUUUUGACCUCGAAUUGCCAUAAAUGGCUCUAUACCCCCCGCAGCGCAGCCGUUCUCUACAUCCCCAAGCGUAAUCAACAUUUCAUGCGCAGCACCCUCCCAACAUCAUGGGGAUUCAUCCCUGCAGCCGGCUCGGCCGAAACAAUCGCAUCAGUCCUCCAAGAUCCAACCGCUGCGAAAACCCAAACUCCCUUCGAAGAGCUCUUCGAGUUCGUCGCUACCAGCGACGACUCCGCCUAUAUCUGCGUCGAAGCCGCCCUGAAGUUCCGCAAGGAAGUAUGCGGUGGCGAAGAGGCCAUCAUGGCGUACUGUCAAAAGGUUGCCAAUGAAGGCGCGGACGCUAUCGCUUCGAUUCUCGGCACAGAAGUGCUUCAGGAGCCGGGCUUGAAGGCAGGGGAGAAGAGUAUGAUGCGUGCUUGUGCGUUGACGACAGUUCGUCUGCCUAUUGCUGUGGCGGAUCAGCCAGCUGAUUCCAUGGCCUCGGGGGCUCUCGUUACUUUGUCGUCGUCGGAGGCGUCUCGUGCUUUUGCGUUCAUUCAGCGCACUUUGAUUGAGAAGUAUGAUACCUUUGUGCCUACUUUUCAACAUGGGCCGUGGCUGUGGACGCGAUUGAGUGGGCAGAUUUAUGUGGAAAAGAGCGAUUUCGAGUGGCUGGGUGGUAUCCUGCGUGAAUUGUGUGAACAGAUUGCUCGAAACGAGUAUUAG
Messenger RNA from Penicillium cosmopolitanum, 1359 nucleotides. RefSeq names its product putative aminotransferase family protein (LolT). The coding region runs from base 1 to 1359 and encodes 452 amino acids. The transcript has 3 exons. The record is from RefSeq and is a predicted model, not a curated record. NCBI's taxonomy places the organism in Eukaryota, Fungi, Ascomycota, Eurotiomycetes, Eurotiales, Aspergillaceae.